GCUCAUGAACCAUUUUCGACUCAGACUGAAGCGAAUCGAAUCGUGUACAAGAUGAGAUACUCCACGCCUGAUUUCAAUUUCACCAGCCCCCCAGGUCCCUCGUUUGAGAGUGUCUUUACCCCUUCGCCCUCUCAGAGCAGCAGUUCUUUUGGGUCACGCCCUCAAGGCCAGACGCCACCAUCUAUCUCGUCCAGAUCCCUAUCGCCAGAUUCUCCCCAGCAUAGUACACAAACUACUCCAAUUUACACUUUUGGAGGGAGGAAUAAUAGCGGACGGAGCUUAUUUGGGUUGGCCGCUGUUACAGGGCCCUCCACAAACCCGAACAUGGCGCCUAGGCAUCUGAGUUCCCGACCCAGGAUUAUGCCAGAUCGCAGUAUGGAUCACAACAUAACGCGCGAGCCUCGUGUUUCGUCUAUUCCAACUGUGAAUCCCAACGGCAUCUUUGGCAAUAGGGCACGGGAGACUGAAUCGCUCUCAUCUCAUACGGAAACAGGGAGCGUCAGGGAAAUGCCGGCGAGGAGAGGUGUAAAUAUUUUCGGGCAAAUGGAAAACUCAAACGCGACAAUACUGGGUGAGGAUGAUGGUCAAGAUGACAACGAAGAUGAAGACGGAGAUGACGAUGAAGACGAGAAUGAAGACGAAGCUGAAGAAGAGCCCGUCGACGAUGGAUUCUCCUCCCCGGACCCCAUCGACGACCGAGCUCUUCAGAAUAAUCUGAACACCCUUAAACUCAAGCUUCAGGGGCUUUCCCGCGAGAUUUACAGCUAUGAGCUGGCUCGAGACCCAGGAACCAGGCUGCAUCAUAUUUAUCAAGAAACGAAAAAGCUUAGUGAGUUUAAGGACCAGGAAACACGCAUUGUGGGAUUCAUAGGCGAAACUGGAGCAGGCAAGAGCUCCGUCAUCAACUCAAUACUAGACCAGAGAGGCCUCGCUCGCUCGAGUGGCGCAGGAGCCGCAUGUACUUCUGUGCCUAUGGAGUAUCGGUGUGUGGAUAAUAACCACCCCUGUCCCUACACCAUAGAAGCCGAUUUCAUGAAUGAAGACGAAGUCAAUGAUCUUCUCGAAGAGCUUCUGCAAAGCAUCCGACGAGCGACAAUCCAGACAGACCGGAGUCUUAUUGCAGAGGAGAAUUGGGAACAGUAUGAAAUCAUAGGCAGGAGGUCUCACGAGACCCUCCAGGCAAUUUUUCGCAAUCGGUCAGACUUGACUAUUGAGUAUCUCUCGCGUCCUGAGGCGGAACUCGAGAUCCGUCAAGAGUUAAAGGAGUUGGCUAUGGAUCGGUUGACGUUCCGACCUGGAGGGUCAAGUUCACUACAAUACUCCGUCGUCGCGGGUGACUUGGAAAAUUGUAAAGAUGAAUUGGACAGGUUGACGAGUGACUCGGGAGACAGAAAUGCGCCUGCUUUAUGGCCUUUUAUUAAGCUAAUCCGGGUAUUCUUGGAGUUGCCUAUCUUGAAGACUGGUCUGGUGCUUGCCGACUUACCAGGACUGCGAGACACGAAUCAUGCCAGAGUACGAGCCACGGAAAGGUAUCUUGCCAGCACCUGCGAUGAAGUGUUCAUUGUGGCCGGGAUCCUUCGAUGCGUCUCGAAUGAAUCCAUCUACGAAACUAUUAAGAAGUGCGGAACUACUAAGCGCAUACGAAUCGUUUGCACAAGAGCAGAUGAAAUUUCGCCGGAGGAGUCUGCUCGCGGUACUGGUCAUUUCGCUGGCCAUGUGAAGAAGAUGAACGCAGCAAUUAAGAAACUUGAAACCGAAGCAAAUCGUAUCGGACGUCAAAGGCAAAGAGCACAGGGCACAGAGAAAGCAAAGCUUGCUGUUUUGGAAUCCACAAUAGAAGACAAGAUACAACAGCUUCGCUACGAGCGACAGGCGUAUAUCAUGAAUGAUAAGAACGACUCGACCGAAAAGGAUCUUACAAGGGCAAUCCAUAACAAGCAAGAGCACCGAGGCAAGGACAUCAAAAUAUUCUGCGUGGGCAAUGAGCUCUACGGCAACCCUCCACACAGGCUAGCAGACGAGUAUAGGAAUCUCAGUGGUGUUCGCGAGCUUCGUUCCUAUUGCCGAUCAGUUCCUGCAGAGGCUAGAAUGAAGUCCGCCCUUGUUUUCAUCAGGGAUCAAGUGCCUGCUCUUUUGCGUUCGAUCGAACAGUGGACACUGACGGGCCGUGACUCUGUGACUUCUGAGAAGGCCCGUAAGCUUCGGAGCGUGCUGGAGCAGUUGGAAGGGGAUCUCCGUGAGGGCUUUACUUCGAGCCAUGGUCGACUCGCUCGUAUCCAGAAUGAUGUCCACUCUAAAUUCGACACCCAAGUCAUGCACCAGCUUCAAGACAGUUAUUUUCUGGGCGAUCUAAAAAGAAGGUUUGUCGAAGUGAGUCAAUUAUGGGAAAUAUUGCAUUUCACUACUUAUGCCGCGUUCUGUCGACAGAAUGGCACUCACACAACCCAAGCCGCGGGCUCGCGCUGCUGGAAUGACGAACUGAUGGAAGAAGCGCGGGCGGUGUUAGGUUACCGGUGGGAUGCAAUAGAAACCUGGAUCAUGGCUCAGAGGAAUGAUAUCUCUGUGUCUUUUGGAGACAUUACGUAUACACUUUCCGAACAUUUUGAAGUUGCCCCUCAAGCGAUUGGAAACCUUCUCUUUGUUUUGGACUAUAGAAAAAGGUGUAUCAAGCAUAUUUUCACUGAAGCCAUCACCCAUAUAAUUCAAAGCACAGAAUUCAUAAGAGACCACACCCUCAAUGGCCACAACAACAGUUCUUUGAUCGCCGACUUAAUGCGGGAUGCGUACAAUCGCUGCAAUCGAGAAUCAGGAACCGGAAGCGCUCGAAGGCGCAGGGAUAUUAUGCACAGCCACCUAUCCAAUAUGCAACUGUACAGAAAGUAUGCACAAUCAGUGCAAUCUUUGUACCACGCGGCUUUGGACGAGGCCUUUGCCACUCUUAGAGAGAAGCUACAGGAACAGAUUGAAAUGAUUGCACGAGACCUGCGCGCUGUGGUGGUCCCUGCUGGAGAGGUUUCGGAGGUAGAGAAAGCCCCGGGAUUGGUGCGCGAGUUUGAGGCGAGACUUGGAACUUUGAAACGCGUUUUGUAUCAUGCAACUGAAGCUGCGAACGCAGAGGGAAGCUAAACCAAGCUGAUGAGCUUUCCUCUCCUUGGGGUUUUCCUCCAGACCCAGCGCCGAGAUGCCUCGAUCCUGUGCUUUUCCGUUUCUUCCUUGCUCCUCUUGCAGAAUGUGUUUUCCCGUUGUUUCCUGGUAGUUCGUGCAGAAGAUAUGAUUUUCCGUCGACUUGUUCUGUUUUGUAGAUCAAGUCUCCUUCCUGAUGCAGGGUGGAGACAGUUUCUGGUUAGAUAGUUGAUAGCUCUGUAG
Molecule: messenger RNA, 3366 nt
Organism: Penicillium subrubescens
Lineage: Eukaryota; Fungi; Ascomycota; Eurotiomycetes; Eurotiales; Aspergillaceae
Product: GTPase domain-containing protein
Exons: 14
Coding region: 52-3126 (1024 amino acids)
Source: RefSeq, a predicted model, not a curated record